UCGAUAAAUUUAGCCAUGACUCAUUCAAAUUUUUCAAAUCGGGUACUAACGUACCGAAGUCUUGAUAAAUAUUGUGUAAAAAUUCAAAAUAGUACGGACCUGUCGAGGCUAGCGAGAACGGAUGCUGCAAAAGCAGCGCAGACAAUUAUUGAUCAGUCCUGCCUUCUGGCCGCCAUUCGCACCUCAUCCUGCAGUAUUGCUAGGGUUGUAAUAGGGAAUACACUCACAUAUAUACAUUUUCUGGAGUUAAAACUCUACAAUUUCAAAAAAUUACACCAAGCGAGUGGACCGCGCAACAGUGACAUUACGUUUACUGAUGAUGCAGAUAUCGAGGGAAGUGGAAUUGGAGAGGUGACCCAUGAUCUGGAAUCAAGUGGGUCUGGCUUUGGACCAGAUGAUGAGGAUACACCUCUAAAACCAAGUGGAUUUAAUCCUAAUGUACAUCCUGAGCCGGAGAUCACACCUCCGAAGAAAUCUGUGCCCACGGACCGCGAACGAGAAGAUUCGAUCGAUCAGGAAUCAGCGACCAGCCCAACGAAGCAUACAGUACCAGAAGUGAUCAUGAAUAGGAAGCCGGAAGAUCGCCAUACUUCAUUUUUCGCCCAGCCGGGUAUCCUGGCAGCUGUUAUCGGUGGAGCGGUCGUCGGGCUUCUCUGCGCCAUACUGGUAGUGAUGUUUAUCGUGUAUAGGAUGCGUAAAAAAGACGAAGGAUCCUACGCCUUAGGUGAACCCAAACAGUCGCCAACAACAACUUCAUAUAGCAGAGGUAACAACAAGGAAUUCUACGCCUGAAAAUAGUGUUUUUAAAAUAAUGGACUUAACCUUGACGAUCUGCAGUGGGUUAGUCUGAAGGACACGCUAGAGACUGAAUCUCUGCUUGUAGUGCAGCUUAAUUGUCAAAUACAAACAUUUACAAGACAUACUCAUAAAUAAAACGCACACUAUAAUAAAUUGAGAAUGCGUUUUUGAAAGUUUCAUUAUCUCGAAAUACGUAAUUUUUGUUUCUUCAGUAAUACAUGUUUUCAGUAAAUUUAUUUUUUAUAAAAGUAUUGAAAGUUUUUAAAUAAGAUUCGGUCUAAUUGCCAAAAACUGCCAAUGGUGUGAGUGAACAGUUAAAAAUGUGUAAUGAAAAUGGGUUUCAUUGUUUUUUGAAAUAAAUGUCUGAAAAGUUGUUAGUUCAUUCAUCGCAUUUACAGUGGAAUGUGUAUAUAUAAAUGUAUCAAACAAACAAAAACACUAAAUGUUUUUCGUCCAUUUUAUCUUUGGGUAUAUAGUACAAAUUUAUCUACAUCCUUUUAAGUUAUUCUUUAUAAAUUCUUUUUAGUUUUAUAUGUUUUCGACUGGUACUGCAUGAUAUUGUUUUAUCGUACUAUAUGCUCAAAAUAUACUUAAAGGUACCUAUUUAAUAUAGUAAUAAAUAAUUAAAGUAAGAAAAGAAAUGACUAAAUAACCCACAUAGGAAUUAGUAACGAACGAUGAUAGAUAUGUGAUGCAGGAUUUUGCAUAUGCUCAUAAGAUAGCAGUUCAGAAAACUUUGUAACAUUCCGCUUUCUUAAUUAAAACUUGUUGUUACUAUAUUGUAGCUUUUUACUUUUAUUACUUAAGUGUAUUUAUAAUGAGCCUUGUAAAUUCCUGCAAUGAAAAUGAAAAAAUCAGCGGACCACUGAUAUUUUCGUUUUCUUUUCUGCCAAUGUCUGUUGCUCUGCAGGUCACAUAGUGUAAAUAUAAUAGUAAGCAUUGCAGCUAUUAAUAAUUACAGUACAGAUUGCAAUAUACACCAGCACUGCGUACUAUUAUACAUGUUACAAUUAUCGAAUUGUUUUUAUAUUUAUUUAACCAUUUACGUUGAUCGGGAAAACAUUUAUAUAAUGUGAAUUAUAUAUCUUUACUACUUCAAUAACAUUUUUUAUUAUACAUGAUUGUAGUUCUUCAAUAACAAUUGUAUAGUAUUGAAUAGAAUAAUAAAAUAAGUAUGUACGCACGAUGUUAUAAGUUGGUUUAAUAAUAAUAAAUCAAUGUAAAUAAACUUGGUGUCAAUCGCGAAACACUGACUGCAACUAAAGUUAUUAAACCUACUUAGGAAAUGUUAAGUUCAAUUUUAAAUAGGCGGUUCAACAUAACGCGUAUUUUUAAGUAUAUGUAACGUUGGAUUGUAUGGAACCUGUUGUUCAAUCCACUGUAGCAACAUCAUGUCUACAUACUCAAAUGUGUACAAUCCGGUUGUAAAUAAAUGAAAUCUGAA
Molecule: messenger RNA, 2242 nt
Organism: Zophobas morio
Lineage: Eukaryota; Metazoa; Arthropoda; Insecta; Coleoptera; Tenebrionidae
Product: syndecan-like
Exons: 4
Coding region: 16-792 (258 amino acids)
Biological process (GO): cell migration
Cellular component (GO): membrane; cell surface
Source: RefSeq, a predicted model, not a curated record